AUGCAGCUGUUAUAAGCACUGCACGUCGAGUCGCUUGCCACAGCAGAGGACUAAUAUAUACACAGAGGCGAGCAGACACACAAAACAGCUGCAUGCACACACAGCACAGAAUUCUCUCUCUCUGUUGCAGAAAGUUUCUGAGAAUUAUUAUGCAGAAGACUGAAAGACACGUGUGAAAUUGCAGGGGCUUGGCUCCUUCUCCUAUUUCCAAGGUCUUUUUUUUCUUCAUUUAAACUCCUUUAUUGAAGAGAAGCAGAGCUUGCUUAAAAUAUCAGUAUUAUUUCUUUCUAAAUUUUGAAACGGGAAGAAAAAAGGUAGUGGUUAGAGGGGAGAACACUACACUGUCUUGCCGCACGGACUUUUGGAAGACGCUGGCCAUUUUUUGCAGCGUGAGCGUGGAAAAGAAGACAAAAGUCCAUUGGAGGAAAGACUUGGCAGCAACAAAGCGGGGAAGGAAAAGAAAGAUAUUCUGGAAAGAAACGAUUGCUAGCUAAAAUAGAACGCGAACAAUCGAAGAAGUAACUUCAGCCCGAGUGUGCAAGGCGGCAGACUCUGCUUUUCCAGGUCUAUAAAAGCCCCCCAAAGCUAGGGUGCCCCACAGAUCAAGAGGGAUCCCUUAUUUUUGCGAUUCCCAGGAGCUGCUCCUCAAGGGCGCCUCUUGCCUCAGAAACACCCCUAGGAAAAAUGGAGGCCCCUCUAGAUCCAAGCUCGUUUUCUAAAAGCAUUUUGUUCCCGACGUUCCUCCUCUUGCUCGCCUCUGGCUGCCCCCUGAUCCGGGCUGCGCAUGAGCAUUUUGGGGGGUACCAAGAAGAAAUCAUCUAUCCGGAGAGGCUCAACAUCACGCAUCACCGUGCGGGCCAGGACAAGGACGGCACGUUUGAUAACAGCCUCGGCACCGACGGGAGCCCCGAGGAGCGGCUCGCCUACCGCUUCCGGGUGUUUGGCGAAGAGCUGGUCCUCCACCUGGAGAAAGACCCCAGCUUCUUCACGGAGGGCUUGACCGUGCAGUACCUGGGCGGAUCUGGGCAAGCAGUGGACGGCCUGACCGAGCAGGGGACGUACUUCACCGGCACGGUGAACUCCGACCCGGAAUCGAUCGUGGCCGUCAACUACAACGGGUCCUCUCUGCUGGGGGUGCUGCAGUUCCGUGGCGCCGAGUACCACGUCCAGCCCCUGGAAGGGGCAGCCCCAAACACGGCGGGAGGAGCCGGUGCCCACGUGGUGAGAAAGAAGAUGCCGGAGAAAGCCGGCGGCCCGAUGUGCGGAGUCGGAUCCCACGUGCCAGAGAGCAGGCCGGCUGUGGGCGCGGAGCCUUUGGCCGGGGCGGGAGGAUCUCCCAGGAGAGCCAAGAGGUUUGCUUCCAUCCCGCGCUACGUGGAGACGCUGGUGGUGGCCGACAAGGAGAUGGUGCGCUUCCACGGCGGAGGCCUCAAGCCGUACCUGCUCACCAUCAUGGCCGCCGCAGCCAAGUUCUUCCGCCACCCCAGCCUGAAGAACCCAGUCAACUUGGUCGUGACCAGGCUGGUGGUGAUCGGAGAGGGCGAGGACGGCCUGCAGGUGUCGUCCAACGCCGCCGAGACACUGCGGAACUUCUGCACCUGGCAGAAGGGCCUCAACAAGCCCAGCGACAAGGAUCCGGAGCACUUUGACACGGCCAUUCUUUUCACCCGACAGGAUCUUUGCGGGCGAUCCAGCUGCGGCACUCUCGGCAUGGCGGACGUCGGCACGGUCUGUGACCCGGCUCGCAGCUGCUCCAUCGUGGAAGAUGACGGCCUCCAGUCUGCCUUCACAGCAGCCCACGAACUUGGGCAUGUCUUCAGCAUGCUCCAUGACGACGACAAACACUGCAAAGAGCUGAACCGCCACACCAACUCCCGUCACAUGAUGGCUUCUGUCAUGUCCCCCGUGGACCCCGAUGAGAUGUGGUCGCCGUGCAGUGGCCGCUUCAUCACCGAUUUCCUGGACAAUGGUCAUGGUCUCUGCCUCCUGGACAAGCCGCACGAGCCCCUGAGCCUGCCGGCCGUCUUCCCCGGCAACAAUUACGACGUGGACCAGCAGUGCCAGCUGAGCUUCGGGCCGGACUCCCGGCACUGCCCCAACAUGCACCCGCCCUGCUCCUCGCUGUGGUGCACGGGCCGGAUCAACGGGCAGUUCAUGUGCCAGACCAAGUACUUCCCCUGGGCCGACGGCACGCGGUGCGGCGAGGGCAAGAGCUGCAUGAGCGGGCAGUGCAUGAGCAAGGUGGAGCUGAAGGCGUACGACAUUCCGACCCAUGGCGGCUGGGGCCGCUGGGGCCCGUGGGGCGAGUGCUCGCGCAGCUGCGGAGGGGGGGUGCAGUACUCCAGCCGGGAGUGCAACAAGCCCGUCCCACGGAACGGGGGCAAGUACUGCGAGGGGAAGCGCAUCCAGUUCCGCUCGUGCCAGGUCCAGCAAUGCCCUGACGGGAACGCCUUGACCUAUCGUGAGCAGCAGUGUGCCGUGUACAACCACCGAACGGACAUGUUCAAGGAUUACCCGGCCCCGAUGGACUGGGUGCCCCGGUACAGCGGUGUGGCCCAGCGCGACCAGUGCAAGCUGACCUGCCAGUCUCACGCCCUGGGCUAUUACUACGUUCUGGAACCAAGGGUGGCUGACGGGACGCCCUGCUCCCCGGAGUCCACCUCGGUCUGCGUGCAGGGCCGCUGCAUCCACGCUGGCUGCGACCGCGUCAUCGGCUCCAAGAAGAAGUUCGACAAAUGCAUGGUGUGCGGCGGGGACAACUCGGCCUGCACCAAGGUCUACGGCUCCUUCGCCAAGCCCAGGUACGGAUACAAUGACGUGGUCACCAUCCCCGCCGGAGCCACCCACAUCCUGAUCCGGCAGAACAGCGCCUCAUCGUCCGCCAGCGAUGGAAUUUACUUGGCACUGCGCCGGCGGGACGGCUCUUAUGCCCUCAACGGCAACUACAUCCUGACGCCCUCCGAGCAGGACGUCCGCCUGCAGGACGGGGCGACCUUGCGCUACAACGGGGCCACCAAGGCCGUGGAGAUGAUCACGGGCCGGGGGCCGCUGGCGGAGCCCCUCACCCUGCAGGCCUUGGUGGUGACUGACGAGAAGACCCCGCGCCUCAAGUACACCUUCUUUGUGCCCAAGCCACAGAAGAAGCCGUCGAGUCAGUGGCUGAAGCAGAAAGCCCACAUCUUACAGGUCCUAAGGAACCGGCGAGGCCGCAAAUAGACUCCGGAGCAAGGCGGUCCUCCAAACCUGAGUGGGGGCCGGCGUGGGGAGGGGGGGGCUCCGAGGCGGCCCUUGGCCGUUCCGAAGAGGACAAAGGCACACUGCCUCUGCCACCCUUCCAAGGACCCCCUGCACAGGAAGGACCGCUCACCAGCAGGGCGCCAUGCUGGGUCUCGGCUGGACAGCGGCCAGCUCUUCUGCAGCAAAUUGUGGACUGCUUUUUGGUCCGCUUGGCACGGCCUGGACAUCUGGCGAUGCAGGACACUGAG
Molecule: messenger RNA, 3485 nt
Organism: Varanus komodoensis (Komodo dragon)
Lineage: Eukaryota; Metazoa; Chordata; Lepidosauria; Squamata; Varanidae
Gene: ADAMTS4
Product: ADAM metallopeptidase with thrombospondin type 1 motif 4
Exons: 9
Coding region: 685-3216 (843 amino acids)
Biological process (GO): proteolysis; extracellular matrix organization
Cellular component (GO): extracellular matrix
Molecular function (GO): metalloendopeptidase activity
Source: RefSeq, a predicted model, not a curated record